This is a messenger RNA of Darwinula stevensoni, 3906 nucleotides long. The record is from the annotation of a GenBank genome assembly. NCBI's taxonomy places the organism in Eukaryota, Metazoa, Arthropoda, Ostracoda, Podocopida, Darwinulidae.
AUGAUCCGGGAAGCAAUGUCCAGAGGAUGGCAUAACAAGGGCAGGUCGAUUCAACAGCCUCAAGUGGCACAGGGGGAUCACUAUUGGUGGCAGUCUUCCAUGCCGUGGUCUUCCUCCAACCAGAAAUUUUCUUCCGUGCAUGUGGGGGCGAGCUAUCAGUCUGGGACGAGCUCGUGUCCGCCCGGAUGCCGAUGCGUUCCAAGACAUCAAUGUCAGAAUAUCGCGUCUGGUGGCACGGGAGGCACGGUAGAGCAGUCGUGUGGCCAGGCAGGGCAAGGAUACGUGUGUUGCUUCGACGGACAGCCGCCUCAACAGGCGGUCGAUCCUUGGCCUCUGCAACCGCCAGGACAAGCAAUCGAUCCCUGGCCUCAACCGGCACCUCGACCACAGCCUCCCCAGCACCAGCCAAUAUCACCAGGCGGUAAGCCGGUCGUUCAAGUGCCCCCUGUACAGGCACCCGAACCGGGAUACCAGGUUCCUCCACCCCAACUUCAACCUCAACCCCAACCCUACCAACCAUCACCACAGCCUCAACCUCAACCAUACCAACCCCCAGCAGAACCUCAACCCCAACCCUACCAACCAUCACCACAGCCUCAACCUCAGCCCUACCAACCACCACCACAGCCUAAACCUAUUCCAGCUCCAACUCCUAAGCCCAAACCCUAUCAACCAUCACCAAAACCUCAACCUCAACCUCAACCAUACCAACCACCACCACAGCCUCAACCUCAACCCCAACCAUACCAACCACCACCACAGCCUCAACCUCAACCUCUACCAUACCAACCACCACCACAGCCUCAACCUCAACCCCAACCAUACCAACCACCACCACAGCCUAAACCUAAACCUUAUCCAGCACCAGCUCCUAAGCCUAAACCCUACCAACCAUCACCACAACCUCAACCCCAACCAUACCAACCAUCACCACAACCUCAACCCCAACCAUACCAACCACCACCACAGCCUCAACCUCAACCUCUACCAUACCAACCACCACCACAGCCUCAACCUCAACCUCUUCCAUACCAACCACCACCACAGCCUCAACCUCAACCAUACCAACCACCACCACAGCCUAAACCUAAACCUUAUCCAGCACCAGCUCCUAAGCCUAAACCCUACCAACCAUCACCACAGCCUCAACCUCAACCCCAACCAUACCAACCACCACCACAGCCUCAACCUCAACCGUACCAACCCCCAGCAGAGCCUCAACCCCAACCAUACCAGCCGCAAGAACAGCUUCAACCGCAACCGUAUCCAGCCCCUUCUCCUCAACCCAAACCUCAUUCAAAGCCCUCCCAACCUCAGCCUCAACUGGAGCCCUAUCCCCAACCCAAGCCUGCUCCUUCACCCCAAACAACUCUUAAGCCUUCAUACCAAUCGGUAGAACUGCAGCCACAGCCCCCGUUGCCCAUCCCUUCUCCUCAAGCAUAUCCCUCUCCUCAGCCGGUAUCCGGCUACCAGGAACAGGUUGCACCAAAGCCAUCUAUUGUACAGUCUGCACCCGCACCAGCACCUGUACAGCCCCCACCUGCACCACAACUUCUUGUAGAGCCUACACCCGAUCCGUGGCCGCAGCCUACUGGAUCCGCAAAGCCAGUCCCAGUUCUUCCUCCGAUAGGUGGAGGUUUGCUGGUGGCAGUGAAGACAUUCAAGCCUCGACCAGCGUCAAGUUUUCCACAAAAGCCGGUCUAUAAUCAGCCCUCUUUCCAACCGUCUGCCCCAAGAAUCCCGAGUCAACCACCACAAUCAGCAUAUCAACCGCCUGCACCUGCGCCGUCUUACCAGGCACCUGCACAAUCUUACCAAGCUCCCGCGCCGUCUUACCAGGCACCUGCACAAUCUUACCAAGCUCCCGCGCCGUCUUAUCAGGCACCUGCUCAGCCAGCUUAUCGCCCCCAGCCAGCACCAGCGCCCUACCAACCUUACACGGGACCAUUGGCUGAAUCCUCCCCACAUCCUGGAUGUGCCGCCGCGUUGCUCUGCGUCUAUGAGAAUGACUGCAAUGCCACUGGGUAUAUCAAGAAGACGCGGGACGUUCUGGACGAGCAGAAUACUUUUCGAGUCGCCGUCACGCCAUGCAGGAACACGGAACAACAAUUCAUCGGAGUGUGCUGCCGUGACCCCGACUACGUGGAUCCCUGGCCAGGGGGCAUGAUGAUGAUGGGGAACUUCCCCAAGGACAAACGAAGCGUCCCCGAUCCCUUUUCUCCCCUUUCCUCUUCACCUUCCGAGGGAGAGGAAAAGCCGAAACCCGUGGUGGUUCUCCAGGACUUAUUUGCAUUGGAUGCUGGGAUUGAAAAGGAGACUCUCAGCGAGGUAGAUACCCUCCCCGAAGAAGCACCGCCGGUAGACAGUCUGAAUAUCCCUGCCGAAGCCCCGUCGCAAUAUGAAGACGUUCCCGUGGAAGCACCGCUCCAAAACGUCCAGGAAGGUGAAAUUAAGGCAGAAGAUCCAGAGGUGAUGGUGGAGAGCGCUCCGUUGGCAUUGGAAAGGAAGCAACCCGCAAAUAAGCAUCCGAAAUGUGGCGUCGAAUUCGACUGCGUUAGCUUUUCCCACUGCGAUGAGAACGGGAACAUAAUCGCGGAUGGAUCCGGGAUCAUCGACCUCCGAGACACGCGAAGGAGUAAUUGCAACAUUGAAGAUGGGAGCCCGGGAAUUUGCUGCCGAAAGCCACCGGCGGAAAGCUGUCCUCAAGGCCAUCAGUGCGUCAUAGGAGACGACGGAUUCUGCCCCAAGUAUCCCAUAUUCGAUGGCACGGGAGUGAUCGACCCGAGGAUUCGGCCAAGGUCCUGUCUUCUGGACAGCACGGGAGCCCUGGGGGUGUGCUGUCGCCCGUUGCCAGCCAUCCCGGUCGGAUGCGGCGUGAGGCACCCCGAAGGGAUCCAAGUUCCUUCGGUCGAAGGCGAUCUCUUGGAUAGGAUAAAAAAUCCAGGAAUCCUGCCAGCGAACGAGGCGAGGUUUGCGGAAUUCCCCUGGCAGGCAAUGCUGUAUCGGAUCAAGGGGGACGGGGUGAAUGAAUUCGUCUGCGGGGCUACCCUUCUCAACGAGAGGUUCCUUCUUACUGCUGCCCACUGCGUACUCAAGAACCAUACAUUACACGCAGCAGCAGAACUGAAAGUUCGGCUAGGGGAAUGGGAGAUCAACAGCUCUGCCGAACCCAUACCAUACUUAGAUGUCCCCAUAGCAGCUCUUUAUCCUCAUCCUGAAUAUCAACAUGGUCCAGAAAUAAACGAUAUUGCCAUUUUGGAAAUGGCUUACCCGAUAGCUUACAACUAUCACAUCAACCGCAUCUGCCUGCCCAAUGCCAAGAAGACAGCCCAGCUCAAGGGACUACGGUGUCUUGCAACCGGAUGGGGCAAAGAUGCCUUUGAUGGAAAAUAUCAGCAAGUGUUGAAGAAGGUUGAUGUCCCUCUAGUAGAGCAUAAGAAAUGUCAGUCAGCUCUUCAGAAUACCAGGCUCACCAAGUACUUCUUGCUUCAUCCAAAUUUCAUCUGUGCUGGUGGAGAGGAGAACAAAGAUGCUUGCACAGGUGAUGGAGGAGGCCCAUUGAUGUGCCCAAGGGCUGAGGAUGGUCGAUACAUUCUGACCGGGAUUACUUCAUGGGGCAUAGGAUGUGGGAAAAAGGAUGUGCCUGGUGUCUAUGUGAGAGUUGAUGCAUUCCUUCCCUGGAUUGAAUCCAUCACUGGGGUGAUCAACAGGGCAUAAGGAUGGGAAAAGCCUUACCUUCCCCCCAAAGAAUAACAGGGGCAUUGGAUCAACGUUUGCUGUACAGUGCAAAAAAUGUAAUCUAAAUUUACUUCAGGCAAUGAGCUACCUUGAAUGCUUCUGAAAUCACAGGAGUACAUAAAGCUGCUUUGCACUUAUGAUGUGAAAUAAACUAUCUUUUUUCUUUCC